Fukomys damarensis (Damara mole-rat) is the source of this 2388-nucleotide messenger RNA. It is a transcript of the gene Tbx10, whose product is annotated as T-box transcription factor 10. The transcript is spliced from 8 exons. Gene Ontology annotation, molecular function: DNA-binding transcription factor activity, RNA polymerase II-specific; RNA polymerase II cis-regulatory region sequence-specific DNA binding. The record is from RefSeq and is a predicted model, not a curated record. NCBI's taxonomy places the organism in Eukaryota, Metazoa, Chordata, Mammalia, Rodentia, Bathyergidae. Bases 937 to 2100 code for a protein of 387 amino acids. Gene Ontology annotation, cellular component: nucleus. Gene Ontology annotation, biological process: regulation of transcription by RNA polymerase II; positive regulation of DNA-templated transcription; cell fate specification.
GGAUGGGCUCAGACUCGAGUGGGUGGGGCAGAGUUGGGACUAGGACUGAGGGGAGAGGGUGGGGCAGGGGCUCCCUAGGCUGUGGUCUCAGAUGGACUUGUCAUCUCUUGAGUACAAUUACGGGGGUGUCAGAAGGCGGGGCAGCCGUGCUACUUCUGGGAGAUGAGAGCCUAAUUGGGCGCGUGCGGGAUGUGCCUGUCCCUUGCCCUCGCUGACCUCAGCCCCUUGAGCAUCGGAAUGGGGACUGGACAAAAAAUCCUGUAACUUCCCUUUCAGACCUGGCACUCCAUUUCCCUGAAAAUUGUCAGCUUUGCACUGGCUUCCAGAGGUUUCAAGCAGAGAACAGUCCCCUCCCCAGAAUUUUGAGUGCUGAGGGGCAACACAUUGACUGUAAUGACAGAGACCCGUAGGAGACUUGGGGCCAGUGACCACCUGCAAAGCUCCCAGACCAGGGGAAGCCAUGAGCCCUUCUGCUCUCGGACCCAUCUCCAGGGACCCCGGGGACUGGCAUGAGCAGCCAAGCACGUGGCCCCAGGUAGUCGGGCCAGAUGUGGCCUGUCCUCUUCAGAGGCCCUUCCCUCCUCCAGACUACAGACAUCCCAGGGGCUUUAGUGAGGUACCACUUCUCACCCAUGGUUCUCAGGACUGCUGAGGACAUGAUCUCAAAUCCUGGACCCCACACACUCAGGAGACACUUACUUAGUGCCAGCUCUGGCCAGGAACUGUCUCCUGGUAUCUCCUUAGACACGGUGCCUCCUAGGAAUCUCCCCCCACCCUCUGUCUGCUAGCUCAUACACCUGCCCCAACAGCUGACAUCCCCCGCUUUGCUCAGGGAUUGCAUGAUUUUAUAACCAUAUGAAUUUCUCACAGCCACCCAGCUGGGGGACUGCUGGAAAUGCAAACCUUGUCCCCUGACUCCUGGCCUCUGUGUCUUCUAUGGCUCCACCAGCUUUCCAGUCUGCUGGCCUCAGUGUGCUCAUGCCCUCAGAGAUCUACUCCCUCCCUGUGACCAGUUCUAGCUGGGAACCCCUGCUGGGGUCACCAUUUCCAUCAGGCCCAUGCUCCAGCUCCUCAGAGGCCCAAGCCACGGCUGAGCCCCCUGGCCAGAGCCCCAAAAACCCAUGUGUGUCCAGUGUGACAGUUCAGCUGGAGAUGAAGCCUCUGUGGGAAGAAUUCAACCAGCUGGGCACCGAGAUGAUUGUCACCAAGGCAGGCAGGAGAAUGUUUCCCACCUUCCAGGUGAAGAUUCUGGGCAUGGACACACUGGCUGACUAUGCCCUGCUCAUGGACUUCAUCCCACUGGAUGACAAGAGAUACAGGUAUGCCUUCCACAGCUCGGCCUGGCUGGUGGCAGGCAAGGCUGACCCAGCCACGCCCGGCCGUGUGCACUUUCACCCCGACUCACCGGCCAAGGGUGCCCAAUGGAUGCGCCAGAUCGUGUCUUUUGACAAGCUCAAGCUGACCAACAACCUCCUGGAUGACAACGGCCAUAUCAUUCUCAACUCAAUGCACCGCUACCAGCCCCGUUUUCAUGUGGUCUUCGUCGACCCACGCAAGGAUAGUGAGCGCUAUGCCCAGGAGAACUUCAAGUCCUUCAUCUUCGCGGAGACCCAGUUCACAGCUGUGACAGCCUAUCAGAACCACCGGAUCACCCAGCUGAAAAUCGCCAGCAACCCUUUUGCCAAGGGCUUCAGAGAGAGUGACCUGGACUCCUGGCCUGUGGCCCCACGGCCCUUGCUCCACAUCCCAACCCAAAGUCACAACAGCCUCAGUCCCUGCCUGCUGAAGGGCCCCAAAGAGCAGGACAAAGACCUCAACAAAACUUCAGCCACCACCUCCAGGACCCCUGCCUGCCUCCACCAACAGCUGCUGCCUCCCACUGAGGCCCUGCUAGCCCCAACCACCUACAGGCCCCUUGCUUACCAGGCCCCAUACCCUGGAGUUCCAGUCCACCUUGGGAUCCCAAGAACCCGACCAGCACCAUACUCUAUUCCCAACAUCCGGGCUGAUGGGAAUCAGGGAGGCCUCACCCUCCCAACUGGGCUGGGGCUCCCGUCCUCUACCACGAUGUGCCUGGAGCCUGGACAGGACUCCCAGUGAUGGCAGAAGCCCUGUGGAAGCCCUCCUACUCUGGACCCUUACCCCGUGAACCAGCCUCUGUACCCUCCCAACCCCUCCUCUUGCAGACUCCUUCUCCCAAAGAAAGGAGAGCAGUUGGAAGCCCUCAGAGGAAGGCUACCUGCCCAGCCACAGCAAAAUAGUCCCAGGAUUGGAACCAGGCCUCCAACCUGCCACCCCUACAACUAGGAGUCCGUCCCCUCCUGCCUUGGGUAUGACUCUUCCAAACCCAGUUUUACCUCUCCCUUCUCCUCAGCAUUAAACUAUUUG